Messenger RNA from Trachemys scripta elegans, 852 nucleotides. RefSeq names its product secreted frizzled-related protein 5-like. Gene Ontology annotation, biological process: canonical Wnt signaling pathway; non-canonical Wnt signaling pathway; negative regulation of canonical Wnt signaling pathway. The record is from RefSeq and is a predicted model, not a curated record. The transcript has 4 exons. The coding region runs from base 82 to 852 and encodes 256 amino acids. Gene Ontology annotation, molecular function: Wnt-protein binding. Lineage: Eukaryota; Metazoa; Chordata; Testudines; Emydidae.
CUGUUGGUUGUCUUCAUAUGUCUGUUAACCUGGGGCUCCCCAGGAGUUUAUGGGUACUUCUUGAGGAGCUCCUCCAGGUGUAUGCUCAUUCCAAGAAGUAUGGCCUUGUGCUACGACAUUGGAUAUUCAGAGAUGCGCAUCCCCAACCUGCUGGAACACGAGACUAUGGCAGAAGUGAUCCAGCAGUCUUCUAGUUGGCUGCCCUUGCUAGCCAGAGAGUGCCACCCAGAUGCCAGAAUCUUCCUCUGCUCACUCUUUGCACCUAUCUGCUUGGACAGGUUCAUCUACCCCUGCCGCAGCCUGUGUGAAGCUGUUAGGAACAGCUGUGCUCCAAUCAUGGCUUGCUAUGGCUACCCAUGGCCUGAAAUCCUGAACUGCAACAAAUUCCCUGCAGAUCACAACUUAUGCAUUUCAACAAUCACUGAUGAAACCACUUCGAGCAGGAGAACAGUGCCCCGAGCCAGCUGUAGGGACUGUGAGCUCGAGGAAGCCAGCACCGCCAAGGAGAUACUGGAAAACUUCUGUGCCAAUGAUUUCACUGUGAAAAUUAGAAUCUCCAGGAAGAACAUGACCUCCACCAUCUCUGCUUUUGACCUGGAUUCCAAGCUGGAGGUUUUGAAGCAUGGCCCCCUCCUCCGGGCGGAAAUCCACCCAAGACUGCAGCACUGGCUGGACCUAGAUGCCACCUGUGUUCACAACAUCAUGAGAGGUACACACACAGGAGUCUAUGUCAUCAGUGGAGAGGUGCAGAAUGACAAGGUGGUCGUAAACAAGGCCUAUGCAUGGCACAAGAAGAACAGGAACCUGCAGCUGGCUGUGUGGCGAUGGAAACAUCACCGGUGCCGAGCAUAG